Messenger RNA from Cercocebus atys (sooty mangabey), 2837 nucleotides. It is a transcript of the gene THTPA, whose product is annotated as thiamine triphosphatase. The transcript is spliced from 3 exons. NCBI's taxonomy places the organism in Eukaryota, Metazoa, Chordata, Mammalia, Primates, Cercopithecidae. The record is from RefSeq and is a predicted model, not a curated record. Gene Ontology annotation, molecular function: thiamine triphosphate phosphatase activity; magnesium ion binding. Gene Ontology annotation, biological process: thiamine metabolic process; thiamine diphosphate metabolic process; dephosphorylation. Bases 1419 to 2111 code for a protein of 230 amino acids.
GGAGGGAAGGGCUGACUUGCUGAGCUGGGCUCUAGAAUGGGAAGGGUACCUUUCUGCAGAUCCCAUUUGGACUCUCCACUUGAACAAGUGAGGUGUCUGAUUUUCCUCUUCGGUACCUUCCUCUCCUCCCCCUCCCUUCGCCUCAUCCCCAUUUCAUCUUUCAUCACCACCUGGGUCCUACUGCUUGGCACCCAACCAACUGGAUGCCGCCACGUUUGGCAGUGCUGCACUGGCACGUGAACAGUGUCUCAGAUCCUGGCACUGCGGCAAACCCAAAGCCACCAAACAUGCUCAUGAUGGCACUUGGUGGCAGUCAGGGAGAGGGGGCUGUGCACAUAGCGGUGCCAGGCAUUGGGUGGAGCUCUGUGUAGGGAACUGGCAUGAGAGGAUGCCCUUAACAACUGGGCUGAGUCAGCACUCCCUCGUCAAUCUCAGCUCUGCCUUCCUCCCAACUAGAUAUCCACCUCCCUCCUACCGUUACUGCCCCCAAGAAAGGGAUUUAGAUGGUACCAUACUGAGUGUUUGAGCACCAGGCGAAAGGAAACGAGCACAGAGGGACAGGCUAUAGCACAGGCUGUAGACACACCCAAGGCUCCAGGCCAGUAGACCAUACAUAUCCUUGGACAACAAGAACAGAAAAAUAAAACCCUAGGAGGGCUAAAGGAGGUGGAGAGAGGGACACCAGCUGUGUUGUUACCAGGAUGGCACAAGAAGAGAUUGGAAGGCAAGUAGGAAGGAAUGACCCUCAGACUUUGCUCUUGGGUGAUAGGGUGGUUUGUACCUAUGCAUAUUUCAUUCUGCCUUGUACCUUGUGAUUUGCUGAGCUGUGGUUGAGAUGAACUGGUUCUUUCUCCCUUGUUAAAAGGUCCAUAUUCAAUAAUAGUCCUAGGAAGAUGGAAAGGUGCUCUAGGCCUAGAGAGGUAGACAGGUGUUAGGAAGACAGAGGGACUUGUCCUUCCAGAAAGACUAUGGAAGGCACCCAGUUAGAAUUGGAUAGAUUUCCAUAUCUUUGAAAUCCACCCCAAGAAGGGUGAUGGGAUCAGCAAUGAUCCCUGGUAGAGGGGGAGGCCCCUAGAAGGAGAAUCCCCAGCAACUGUGGUGAUACAGACUAGCCCUCACAUAACUAGACCUUGGGCCCCCAAUCUGGAAGAAUUUCAAGUAGCUUUGGCUUUCCUAAUGACUGGGCAGAUCUUCAGAUCUGGAAGAUUUGACUGUGGGUGAUGUGGAAGGGAGGCUGGGUGGCUCUGGGAGAUAGGACCUGCCCAGAGGUAGGAGUAAAGUCCAUGCUGGGCUGAGCUGCUCAGGGCUGGGGAAGUUCUGAUUUCAGCAUCUCUGGAAGUGUAUGGCCACUUCAGAAGAAGCAAGGUGUUUUCCACAGCAGAGAAGAAAGCAGGGAGACACUCAGCCAAAGUGGUAGCAUGGCCCAGGGCUUGAUAGAGGUGGAGCGAAAGUUCCUUCCAGGGCCUGGCACAGAGGAGCGGCUGCAGGAGUUGGGGGGCACCCUGGAGCACCGGGUCACCUUCCGAGACACCUACUAUGACACCCCUGAGCUGAGCCUCAUGCAGGCUGACCACUGGCUGCGACGACGAGAGGAUAGUGGAUGGGAGCUCAAAUGUCCUGGAGCAGCAGGUGUCUUAGGACACCACACGGAGUAUAAGGAACUCACAGCGGAACCUACAAUUGUGGCCCAGCUCUGUAAGGUGCUGGGGGCUGACGGCCUGGGGGCUGGAGAUGUGGCUGCUGUCCUGGGCCCAUUGGGGCUGCAGGAAGUAGCUAGUUUUGUGACUAAGCGGAGUGCCUGGAAACUGGUACUCUUGGGAACUGAUGAAGAGGAGCCACAGCUCAGGGUGGACUUGGAUACAGCCGACUUUGGCUAUGCUGUGGGUGAGGUAGAGGCCUUGGUGCAUGAGGAGGCUGAAGUACCAGCUGCCCUAGAGAAGAUCCACAGGCUCAGCAGCAUGCUUGGUGUGCCUGCACAGGAGACAGCACCAGCCAAGCUGAUUGUGUACCUACAGCGUUUCCGGCCUCAAGACUAUCAGCGCCUGCUAGAAGUGAACAGCUCCAAGCAGAGGCCACAGGGGACUGAAGAUCCUGAUAACUGCCUGGGCUAGGGGUGUCACUUCCUAGAAUGGGAAGGGAACUCUGGGUCUAAUGGAGUCCACUCCUGGCCCACUGUGCCUCUCCCCUCAGCGUCCCUUCUGACAGUGACUCCUCUCUCUCUAGCUCUGCCUGUUUCUUCCCCCUACUCUAAGCUACUCUUCCUUGAGCCCUCCCUGGCUGCUGCUUCUUCCCUCAUCCGUCAGAUGCAAUCUGUGGGCCGCCCCUCUCCCCUGGCCGCUAAGCAGCCUCCAUUGAUUUCCGCUCGUGUUUAUAGGAUUUCCACUUAGCCGUGAUCAGUAGUUAAGCACAGGAAAAUCCCUUGCCACCCCCCUCCCUUGGUCGAUGCCAUUGAUUCUGCCAGCAGCUCCUAAACCGCCUUACAGCUGAGUUAGACGAUGAGGGGAGGCAGCAGGGAUUUUCCUGCCUUGGGGUGUGGGAAAUAGAAGCAAGUUGAGGAAAUGGUUGGGAAUCCCAGUUAGAACUCUAGAAAUUCUAAUCUGAUUUUGACACUGUGCCCAGCUCUGGCCCACAGGGUAGAGUGCCGCCUGUAGAAGUUUGGGGCAAAUUUGUUCCCUGACCUGAAGAGGGUUAGAAAGAACCAGCAGCCGCCCCAUCCCCUGUGUUGAGACAGGUUCUCAAGGUUCAGGGGAAGAUGCAUUCUUAUGUAAGAAUGCUUUUCCCUUGCUGUUAUUCAUACACAUUUUCCACUUCAAAUAUACCCAAAUAUGGCUUUCCUC